This is a messenger RNA of Solea senegalensis (Senegalese sole), 2594 nucleotides long. Its product is annotated as piggyBac transposable element-derived protein 2-like. NCBI's taxonomy places the organism in Eukaryota, Metazoa, Chordata, Actinopteri, Pleuronectiformes, Soleidae. Gene Ontology annotation, molecular function: sequence-specific DNA binding. The transcript is spliced from 2 exons. The record is from RefSeq and is a predicted model, not a curated record. The coding region runs from base 235 to 2136 and encodes 633 amino acids.
CGCACCCUUUGCAAAUGGCCACUGUCCUAUACCUCAGUGAGGUCAAGAACCAUGUGGUCCUCACUCAGCCAAUCAGAAGAGAUCACCCUACUUCACAGAUCACAUGACUGUGGCAUUCGACCAAUCAGCAGAGACCUGGAGUGCAUCUAACUUUCUCUCUCCACUGACGUCAGAAAAAGACGCUAAAGAUGCUCAGCUCACCUUACCUUUCUGUACAAAACUUCUAAACUAAUCAUGGCAAUGUCUGCCCGGAUGUUUUAUGCCAAGAGGAGGAACAGUGUUGUCGUGCCCGUCCACCCUGCCAUCAGUGAUGAUGAUGAGGAGGAUGAUGAUGAUGUGGCAGACCCUGAUUAUGUCCCACCCAGCCACAACCAGGACAUUCCAUGUACAAGUGACACUGACCCCUCUGCCAAGAGGAAACGGAUCCAACCUGUGGUUGAGGUGCUCCAUGAAAAUUACAGUGAGGACAGUGAGUACAGUGAGGAUGACGACGAUAAUGAUGGUGAUGAUAAUGUGCAGCCAGCAGUACAAGCCCAGAGGCCAAGGAGAUCUGGCAAGUUAGCACCCAGGCCAACCACCUGGCAUAAAGUUGACCUGAACAACACAGCCCUUCCUGAAUACCAGCACUCUGCCCCAGACUACAUUGACAUGCCUUUUCAGUACUUUAUUAGGUACUUUGAUGCCCAAAUGAUCAGUCAUAUAACAUACCAGACAAACUUAUAUGCUGCUCAGAAGGACAUCAACACCACUUUCUCCACCAAUGAGAAUGAAAUAAUGACCUUUCUAGCCAUCCUCAUCUAUAUGGGUGUUGUUGAGCUCCCCUCUGUUGAAGGUUACUGGGCCAUGGAAACCAGGGUCCCUCAAGUUGCCAACCUGAUGUCAUCGAAGAGGUUCAGGCUGCUGAAAAGGGUUAUCCACUUCAAUGACAACACUCAGAUCCCAGGCACCAGCGACCGUUUCUUCAAAGUCCGGCCACUGUUCAGCUUUCUCAAUAAUGCCUUCAGGCGUGAGCCACAGACCCCCAAACAGUCUGUAGAUGAGGUGAUGGUUGCCUACAAAGGGAAGACAGCUGGCAACCUGAGGCAGUAUAUCAAAAACAAGCCAGACAAGUGGGGUUUUAAGUUGUUUGCAAGGGGCUCUGAAGAUGGCUUCAUCCAUGACAUGGUGCUAUACCAGGGCAAAACUACCCUGGAGGCCCAUGAUGUCCCCCUGACGCCUGAACAAAUAGUGCUGGGUGCCACCAGCCAGAUUGUUGCUGUCCUGGCGAGUACCAUGUCCUCCCUAACCACCACAGCCAUCUUUGCCGACAACUUUUUUACCAGUAUGGAGCUAGUGCGGUACCUCAGAGAUCAGAAUUGCAGAUACACAGGGACAGCAAGGGACAAUAGAAUCAGAAAUCCGCCACUCAAGUCCAUCAAGGAGAUGGAGAAGAAGGCUGUACCCCGUGGUACUUAUGACUAUGUUACCAGUGAUGAUGGGAUACUGGCCGUCAGAUGGAAGGACAACAGAACAGUCACUCUGCUGUCAACAGACAUGGGGGUUGAGCCGAUGUCCUCAGUCAUCAGGUACUGCAGUGAGACCAAGAUGAAGGAGCCUGUGAGCUGUCCAGCUGUCAUCAGGAGUUAUAAUGCCAACAUGGGGGGCAUUGAUAAGAGUGACAUGCUGGUACACCUCUACCGCACCCCCAUGAAGUCCAAGAGGUGGUACUUGCGUCUGUUUGCAUAUGUCAUUGAUGUCAGUAUCACAAAUGCCUGGGUUGUUUACCGACGGGACAGUAAGGCCCUUGGAGUGAAUGGCCAGUCUCUGAAGGAUUUCAGAAUCCAGGUGUUCAGGGGCGCCAGCGGCCAGACGUCUGCCAAAUCAAGCACCAGAAGAAGCUCGUCCUCAACUGUUGAAAGCCUGACCACCAGUGUUGAUGUCCCUGAGCCUGUCCGGGGACACCGCAGCCACACACCAAAUGAGGCUGUGCGCUUUGACCUGUCCCUCUUUCAUGCCCCUGUACAUGCCAAACGCCAGACCUGCAAGUACUGCAGCAGGAAAGGCAACAUUGUGAGGUCAAAUGUGGUCUGCAGGGUCUGCAAGGUCCACCUUUGCAUGAACAGUGAGCGCAACUGCUUCAUUGAGUACCAUGAAUAAGCUGUCCUAAUGGUGUCCAAAAUUGUACUGUGUAUGUUAUACAGUUUAUAAAGUUAUAGGAUGAACGUUAUACUGUUAUACAGUACAUAAAGGUGUACUGUGUAUGUUAUACUGUAUGCUAUACAGUAUAAAGUUGUACUGUGUGUUAUACUGUUAUACAGUACAUAAAGUUGUAUUACGUAUUUUAUACGUGUGUUAUAAUAUUUGCAUAUAAUGUUGUGCAAUUUAUUUAGAAAGGACUCUGUAUCAGCACUUAUGUUCUAAAAGUGAUGUUCUAAUGUGAAACAUACAUGUGUUUUUGUUGUAUAUUUUACAUAUACACGUAUACAUUUUUUUUACCACUGAAGGGCAAGGAACCAAAUACGAUAACUUCGUUUACUUUGGUUUUCUGCAAGAAAAUGGAAAUUUUUGAAAAUGUUGAAAACAGAAAUAAACUCUGGUUAUGGCCCCCAACAACC